Molecule: messenger RNA, 1371 nt
Organism: Capsicum annuum
Lineage: Eukaryota; Viridiplantae; Streptophyta; Magnoliopsida; Solanales; Solanaceae
Exons: 9
Coding region: 1-1371 (456 amino acids)
Source: RefSeq, a predicted model, not a curated record
AUGAAGAAAUUGAGGGAUAAGGAUGCUUCUAAAUCGAAGAAGUCUACUUCACAAGCAAGUAAAAAGAAAUUUGAUGAUUCCGGCCGAUCACUUCUGCCGAAGCAUUCGUACAAGAAUAUACAACCUACAAUCGAAGAAGUUAGUAGGUUGAAUUUGUCCUUUUCAAAAGAUUUUGAGACAUGUGAUCCAACAACUUAUGCUUCAACAUUCGAUUCUGGAAAUUUGAAAAGGACAACAGAUGAACUUCAACAGCGUGUUGAUACCAUUGCUGAAGAAUUUGGUGAUUUCAGCACUAUACCGUCGCAAAAAAUUCUCAUAAAGGCGGAUUUUGCAUCACCUGUAUCACCUGACCAACCUUUGAAGAAAAGAAAGGCUGUCAUGUUCAAGCAAAAUAAUCAAGCGGUGAUGGUUGAUGAUACAUCUGGACGUGAUCAUGCAGUACAACAUGUGUCUGAUUUGUAUAGUGAAACGCAUAAGGAUGCAACAGACAAGGGAGAAAUUGGUGUGUCUGAAAUUCAACAUCAUCAUCAUGGAGAAAUUGGUGUGUCUCCUCAGAGUCAUCAGCACAAGUCUUUUGCUGAAAAGAUAGCCGAACUGGUUACACUAAUAUCAAAAAUACCUACUGAGGUCAUCAAAGCAUUGAAGAAUGAAGAAAAUAAGCAAUCACAGGAGGAGAAAAUUGAUGAACAACAACAAAGUCAAGAAGACGGAUCCAACAAGCAGGAGAGACCACAUAAGGAGGAUAUGCAGCAUGAAGAUUAUGAUAAGGGAUCACUCAACGAUAUGGAAGUGUCUCGAGAUGAAAGUAGCACAUUCUUGCAGAGCAACAGUUGCUGGAAUUUUUUUCCCCUUAAUAGUUGUUACGAUGUGAAUGCAGCCAACAAAGAGGCAGGUCGUGAGGAUGAUUUUGAAAAUGAGGACUAUUCUGAUUUGCAAGCUUUGGAGGAUGAAGUUGGUGGGACAAUAACUGAUUCAAUACAAGCAGCUGUAGAUACAAUUUUAUUUGGUCUGUCAACACCUUCAACUACAAAGUCAUUGGAUGUUGCCUUAAAAGCAAAAGCACCUGUCAAACGAGAAAGAAAGAAGUCCAGAAUUUUAAGGUCACCAUACAUUUCAAAGUAUGAUUUUGGCUCUAAGGAUGCGGUUGAUUUCGAUAAAGAGGAGAAGAUGAAGUAUGCUUUUGAUGGGUACAACAUUAACCUAGAUUUGCCAAAUGAAUUGAUGAUUGAUUACUCCCAGUGUAUUGCCGUAGGAUUACUGAAAACUCGUUCUGCCAAGAAAGAAACGGACAAUCACUAUCGAGUAAAUGCUUCUGGAUUAGGUUACAGACAAUUGAACUUUGUCGUUGCACACCCACAGUCUAAGAAUUGA